AUGAGGCUGGCGCCCAUGUCCUUACCCAAGCAGUAUUAUGCUAACGAACGAAUGAAUAAGAUAUUGAAGAAUGCAACGAGACUUGAUGGCAGACGACGUGGGUACGAUUAUAAUAAAGAGCAGCCAUAUGAAAAAGGGUAUGAUCUAAACUUGACGACAAGAGCCAUGGAUAUGCUGAGACAAACUGUUUACCUCACCCAGUACCGAAUGAUGCACCUGCAAUACGUGACAGAUACAUACUCAACUGAUAUCAGCUUUCGUGUUGGGUACAUAUUCUCCAGACUGGAUAAAAUCAUUCACGAUAUGCGGCUUCUGUACACGGUCAUGAAUAAAACUACUAUAAAUGACACAACUCAUAAUUAUUAUUAUCCGGACUAUCAAACUGGAUUUUAUACUUAUCUACUUUACUACUCUUACUUCCUCAAGCACAACCACGACGUGACAUAUAUAGUUGAGUAUUUGAUAGAACUGCACACAAAUAUUGUCAAGGAGACAAGAGAAAAAACGAAAAAAGGUACGCCCAAACCAGGAUCAGAAGAACCAUCAUUUGAACCGGCAGGGUCAGACAGUGAUGCAGGAGAAGCAGAUGGAAAAGAGGGCGCUGGAGGGGGACCUGCUGGAGGCGGAGCUGCUAGAGGUGAUACUGCUGGAGGCGGGCCUAUUGGAGGCGGACCUGCUGGAGACGGACCUGUCGGAGGCGAAUCUGCUGGAGACGGACCUGUUGGGGGAAGACCUGCUGGAGACAAACCAGCUGGAGGCGGACCUGUUGCGGGCGAACCUGCUGGACCAGAACCAGGUGGAGCAGAGGAACCGGCUGCAGGGUCUCCAGAUCAAUAA
Molecule: messenger RNA, 837 nt
Organism: Diatraea saccharalis (sugarcane borer)
Lineage: Eukaryota; Metazoa; Arthropoda; Insecta; Lepidoptera; Crambidae
Source: the annotation of a GenBank genome assembly